UUCAGUGCUUUCGUAGCAUUAACCAUCUCCGUAGAGUUCUCGUGCGGACUUGUCGAGCGGCAGCGUGUCCAUUCCUCACUCUCGAUCCCUCGCUCCCUCGGACCAGCGAUCUCUUCUUUUUCCUCCUCCCGUGCAGGUGCUAAAUUCAGUCAGAAAAAGAUGGGUAUCAUUGAGAAGAUUAAGGAGAUUGAGGCUGAGAUGGCACGGACACAAAAAAAUAAAGCUACAGAGUAUCAUCUCGGGCAACUGAAGGCAAAGAUAGCAAAAUUAAGAACACAGUUGUUGGAACCUCCAAAGGGUUCUAGUGGAUCUGGAGAGGGUUUUGAAGUUACAAAGUUUGGCCAUGGCCGUGUAGCAUUGAUUGGAUUUCCAAGUGUGGGCAAGUCAACACUCUUAACUCUACUGACAGGAACACACUCUGAAGCCGCAUCGUAUGAGUUCACGACACUUACUUGCAUUCCUGGGAUCAUUCACUACAAUGAUGCCAAAAUUCAGCUUCUUGACCUUCCUGGAAUCAUUGAAGGGGCUUCAGAAGGCAAGGGUCGUGGUAGGCAGGUUAUUGCAGUUGCAAAGUCAUCGGACAUUGUGUUGAUGGUUCUUGAUGCCUCAAAAAGUGAGGGACAUCGCCAAAUAUUAACAAGAGAACUGGAAGCUGUUGGAUUGCGUCUGAACAAGAAGCCUCCGCAAAUAUAUUUCAAAAGGAAAAAGACUGGAGGCAUUUCCUUCAACAGCACUGUUCCUUUGACACAUGUAGAUGAGAAGCUUUGCUAUCAGAUUUUACAUGAAUACAAAAUACACAACGCAGAGGUUUUGUUUCGAGAGGAUGCUACAGUGGAUGAUCUCAUUGAUGUCAUUGAAGGGAAUCGGAAGUACAUGAAGUGUAUUUAUGUCUAUAACAAGAUUGAUGUUAUUGGUAUUGAUGAUGUGGACAAACUAGCCCGUCAGCCAAAUUCAAUCGUCAUUAGCUGCAAUUUGAAGCUGAAUUUAGACAGAUUACUGGCAAAAAUGUGGGAGGAUAUGGGGCUUGUGAGAGUUUAUUCAAAGCCACAGGGCCAACAACCUGAUUUUACAGAUCCUUUUGUCCUUUCCAAGGAUAGAGCUGGCUGCACGGUAGAAGACUUCUGCCAUCAUAUACACAAGACUUUAGUCAAUCAGGUGAAAUAUGCACUUGUUUGGGGAACUAGCGCAAGGCAUUAUCCACAGCACUGUGGGCUUUCGCAUGUUCUUCAUGAUGAAGACGUUGUCCAGAUUGUAAAGAAGAAGGAUAGGGAAGAAGGGGCUAGAGGCCGGUUCAAGUCACAUUCCACAGCCCCUGCUCGUAUAUCUGAUCGGGAGAAGAAGGCUCCUUUGAAAACAUGAUUUUUUAGGUGUUCAUACACGUGCGUGAUUGCAUGUCCAGAUCUGGGACAUCAUCUCUGGCCGUCCGACUUGUCCACAUUCAAGAGUCAAAGCAUCCAUAUCUGCCUGAAGAGAAUGGCAUAUGCACCGUGUGGAAAAAUCAUCCUAGGGAAGCUGCAGUCAGAUAAAUUAUUAUAACUAUCUUAAGCAAUAUUUUUUGAGAGACAAAGUCUGCAUAUUAGCUCAAACCUCCUCGUGUUGCGGAGAUGUAUUUUUGAUAGUGGCCUUAUUAUAAGAUCAUGGUGCUGACAUUUGAUACUGCCGGAUUGUGCCAUGGACUGGAAAUUUGCAAUUGGAUAUAUGUAUACUGCCGUGCUUGAACUUAUGAGUUAUCUGAAGGACUGUUAUUAUAGA
This is a messenger RNA of Elaeis guineensis (African oil palm), 1752 nucleotides long. RefSeq names its product developmentally-regulated G-protein 2. Gene Ontology annotation, molecular function: GTP binding; GTPase activity. NCBI's taxonomy places the organism in Eukaryota, Viridiplantae, Streptophyta, Magnoliopsida, Arecales, Arecaceae. The record is from RefSeq and is a predicted model, not a curated record.